AUGGCCGACGCCGACGACCUCGAUAAUCCCCGCGACGUUGAGCUGAGCUCCCUCUCCGCGAUCUAUCCCGAGAUACAGCAACUUAAUCCAAACGACCCGUAUACCGUCGCCCUCGACGUGCCCGUCAAUCCAUCAGAAGCCGUAACCGUAUUUUUCCCCGCCGCCACCGACGACGGGCUACUCCCAGACGCAAAUGGCGCACAGAAUGGUGACGCUGCCGUCGGCCUCGACCAGCAGGGUGGCGUCGACUCCCACGAGCUAGCACAUUUGCCCUCGGUGCACCUCGAGAUCACGCUGGGCCCCCAAUACCCCGCCGAACAACCGCCGCAAGUCAGCAUCUCGACCAACCCCCCAUGGAUUCCAUUCGACACGAUCAAACGCUUGGAGAGUGAUGCGGCCCGUUUGUGGGAGGAGAUGGGACGGGAUAUGGUUGGCUUCACGUACAUCGACCAUGUGCAACAAGCAGCGGACGGUGUUUUUGGGCUCGUGGACAGCAAGGGCUCUCUCGGAGUCGACCCGAGCCACAAGAUUGCGAUUUUGGACUACGAUAUAAAGGCGAGAAGGGCCGCAUUUGAAAAGGAGACUUUUGAUUGUGGGGGCACCGUUUGCCACCGAAUGCUGGACUGCGGCCACGUUUUCUGUAUCCAAUGUCUGCAGGACUUCUACAAUAAUGCCAUCAAAGAAGGAGAUAUCACGGCAGUAAAAUGCCUGGCGCCCAACUGCGCAAAGGAACGCGCAACCGCUGCCUCUUCUUCAGGUCGCAAACGCAAGAAGCCCAAGACCUUUAUCAACCCCAGUGAGCUAUUGCAGAUCCCACUGGAUCAGGAGAUGGUCAAACGUUACGUGACGCUCAAGUAUAAGAUUGAGCUGGAGUCCGACAAAAACACAAUCUACUGUCCACGACAGUGGUGCAACGGCGCGGCGAGGUCCAAAAAGCACAAGAAACCCCAGGGUCUGGAGUUGGCCGAAACCCCGGAUGAGUCAAUAUCUGAUGAGGACGACGAGGACGAGGAUGACGAUCAUCCUGAUGGAGAGGGAAAGUCUAAGCCUUACAAACCGGCCGAUGAUUUGCUGGCCAUUUGCGAGGAAUGCAGCUUUGCCUUUUGCAGUCGUUGCUACCAGUCAUGGCACGGCGAAUUCUUCCGCUGCGUCCCGCGGCGCGACAAGGUAGAGCUCACGGCCGAUGAACUGGCUUCGCUCGAAUACAUGAGGAUGCACACCACGCCCUGCCCUACGUGCGGGGUGCCAGCACAGAAGACGCAUGGCUGCAACCACAUGAUUUGCAACCGCUGCCAGUCACACUUCUGUUAUCUCUGCUCGUCUUGGCUCGACCCCGGCAACCCGUAUCAACACUUCAACGAAGCCCCCGACGGUCGUGUUACGGGGUGUUAUAUGCGUCUUUGGGAGCUGGAACAAGGUGACGGUGAUGAUGUCGGUAUCGGCUUUGCGGGAGGUGCUGGUGGGGGCGUCGGCCAACCUCCCGCUUUGAUCAUGCCCGCCCAAGAGCUCAUCCCCGAGAUCGAGGAGCCUGAGGAGGACGAGGAAGAAGUCCGCGCUGCUAGAGAUGCAGCAGCGAGACAUCAUGAUGCACACGCCAACGGCGGUCAAGUCGGCAUUGCGCGGGAAGGUCCAUUGGUUCUUCGCAUAGCUGCCAACCAGCCCGCCGCUCCCUGGAACGUGGCGGGGCCGCGGCGGGGCGAACAACCAGCGGGCUCCGGUGCCCCCAACCCCCCAGCCCCUUCCAGCACCAGGGGCAGUUGGAGGAGCAGCAGCGAGAGCCAGCACAGAACCCAGCAACUAGCGGGCACGAGGCGGAAGACCCCAACCAAGCCGCUCGGGGUCUAG
Molecule: messenger RNA, 1845 nt
Organism: Chaetomium globosum CBS 148.51
Lineage: Eukaryota; Fungi; Ascomycota; Sordariomycetes; Sordariales; Chaetomiaceae
Exons: 2
Coding region: 1-1845 (614 amino acids)
Biological process (GO): protein polyubiquitination; positive regulation of proteasomal ubiquitin-dependent protein catabolic process; ubiquitin-dependent protein catabolic process
Cellular component (GO): cytoplasm; ubiquitin ligase complex
Molecular function (GO): zinc ion binding; ubiquitin conjugating enzyme binding; ubiquitin protein ligase activity
Source: RefSeq, a predicted model, not a curated record